GAGAGAGAGAGAGAGAGAGAGAGAGUGGAACAGCAACAGAGACGAGGGAGGGAGUAAAAGAGAGCACGGAAGGAAGGCAACACUGCCCAAGCGAAAUCCGCCCCAACUGAGGAAGACUGGAGGAGGAGGAGGAGGCCUCUUCUUAGAUCACACACUUGGCAUGAAAUUGAUACUGAGAGUGAGGGAGAGUUGGUAGUGAAUUGCGGAGUAACACAGUCUGAUAGCGAUACGGCGGCGGCGGGAGGGGUAACCACAUUCUCCUCUCCUCCUCUACAGGAUACAGACGACAGACUCCAUUUUCACGAUUUUGUCUCCUCUCUCUCUGCAUAUUGAUACGUUGCCAUCUCAAGCUGUUUCCAUACAUGGCUGAAAAGAUGGACGAAACCAGGAAUGGAGCCUAUUCUCAGCCACUUUCAUUUGCCUACGAUUCUAAGAAACUUGAAGAUGACAUUCAUUGUCUGGGUCUUAAAAUUAAACAACAUGAGGACAACAUCAAAUAUUUGAGGCAACAAGUUCACAGAUUGGAUGACUCGAUUCUUGACAUGCAAGUUGCUCUUGGCAAGUAUCAUUCAUCCAGUACGCACAGGAUGGAGAAUAAGGAUCUUUCUCACGUGGGUAGUGAAGAGGAGAUGGUUGAACAUAUUCUGGCACAUGAGAAUUCUGCUGCUGGCACAUUAUUUCAGCUGAAAGCUUGUCAUGAAUCUCAUGCUUCUCAUCUUGCAUGGAUGAAAGAUGUGGUUGGCGUUGUUGCUACUCUUGGAAAUGUUGAGGAUGAUAACCUUAGCAGGCUUCUCUCAGAGUAUCUGGGGACAGAAAAGAUGCUAGCAGUUGUCUGCAAAACCCAUAAUUGUGUUAAAGCGCUGGAAGCGUAUGAUAAGGAAGGCUUCAUAAGUAAGACUUCUGGUCUUCAUGAACUUGGAGCUUCAAUUGAAAGGCCUCUAGAUGGUCGAUUUCUAGCAAUUUGCCUGGAAAACCUAAGACCAUUUGUUGGCAACUUUGUGGUCAAUGACCCGCAGCGGAGGCUUGACAUAGUAAAACCAAGAUUACCUAAUGGAGAAACUCCGCCUGGCUUUCUUGGAUUUGCUGUGAAUAUGAUCAACAUUGACAAGAGCAACCUAUACUUUGUCACAAGCAGUGGCCGUGGCCUGAGAGAGACUCUCUUCUAUAGCCUCUUUUCCCGGUUGCAGGUGUACAGAACUAGGGAAGAGAUGUUACGGGCUCUCCCAUUUAUGACUGAUGCUGCUCUUUCUUUGGAUGGUGGGAUCAUGAGAGGUGCUGGUAUGUUUUGCCUGGGAAAAGGAAAAGACGUAGUUCUGAGGUUUCCCAAAAACUCAGGAAGGUCAAGUCUACCUAAAGAGUAUUUUGAAACCGAAACUGCGAUGAAGGAGGAGAAAUGGAAAAAGGAAAGAUUGUCGGAAGAUAUCCGAAGAGAACAAAUAGUUUUGGACCAAGUGAAGUUCAAUUAUGAAAUAAAGAAACAAGAGUUUGUCAAAUACUUGGCUGAGAGCUCAUCACAUUCAACUCAGCACCAGCUUCAGUCUGAACGCGAGAGAUUGACCCCAAGAUCAUAACGGUACCGAAUCAAAGAUCCAGCUGGAGUCUCAGACUAGAUGAGCAGCAUAUUUCAGAAGCUUGUUCUCUUGGUUAACUCGUUUCCUCGUUCUCUUGGUUAACUUGUAUUUUGAAUUUGUCAAUCUUGUGAAUCACACUCAUUUUUUACUUGAGGAGUUGAAACUUAAGAGAGGCUCUUGGCUUAUCUGUGGGCAAAUUUUUGUGCAUGUAUUGCCCAUUGUACACAAAGUAGUUUGUACACAUCAAGAGAUUCGGUUGCAGUGGCCUUUACUGCCUGCCAACUUCUUGGCAACUGUACAGUAUCUUCUUUUGGUUUUGCAUUUUAUUGAUGCGGUACUCAAAUUUGCUUGA
Molecule: messenger RNA, 1923 nt
Organism: Coffea eugenioides
Lineage: Eukaryota; Viridiplantae; Streptophyta; Magnoliopsida; Gentianales; Rubiaceae
Product: protein DEFECTIVE IN MERISTEM SILENCING 3
Exons: 8
Coding region: 363-1571 (402 amino acids)
Source: RefSeq, a predicted model, not a curated record